UCCGAGCCAAGAUGCCCCGCUCUGCAGCCAAGUCCCAAGCUGACAAGCGUAGAUGUAGAUCCACUGUCCAGGUGACCCCACCUCCAACGCAGGAAGUGGAAGUGGAAGACAUUAUCCCUGGUCGCUUAACUCAGCCCCAAUGGAUGGACAUGUUGAUCCAGGAGGAUGCAGAUGAGACAGUGGGGGAGAUCAUGGAGGAGCUGCUCAGCAAGGUCAUGGAAGGCUGUUUAAAGGUGUACAUUGAAAGACAGCUUGCGCCUUUCUCCGCGUCCUGGGCCGAGCGCCACCUCACGCAGAUUCUAGAGCGGCGAAUUGUGUCCCUAGAUGAAGGAGAAGGACCCGAGGAAGCAUCUAAAACAGAAGACUCAGAGCCUAUGCCAGCAAUUUCAGAUGCCUGGGCUCAAGGAUGCGUGCCUGUCGAAAAUGCCAGCCCUCGGCCUCGCCUCGCCUCACAACAGGAGGUUGACAUUGGCCAGGUGGUCCCAGUACAAACGGAGCCGAGCGUCGACCAGCAAUGUAACGUUAUGGCCCAAGCGAACAGCUCUCCAAAGCAAUCUGAAAAGCAAACAAGUCCCAGGCGACCUGUCAGGGACAAGCGCUAUAAACUACUCAGUCCUCGUCCCUCACUAAAAAUUGAUCUAGAGAAAAAGCAGCAGAUUAUUUCACCUCCCAAGCUUGUUCCACGCAAAUCACUUCCGCCCCUGGGUAAAGAUAAGACACAUUCCUUUUCUAAUCGUACGACUGGAUCAUUACAUCAGCACAAGGACCACCGACCCAUACCCAGGCUUGAUCCCUCUUCCCUGCCUCGACACUUCGUCUUUCCUCAAUAUGAGAUUUUGGAUAACAACUGCACAAAACCCAACUCCAAGAAACCAAGCGGACAGUCCAAACUAGAACCACGGUACAACAAGAAGCAAACUGAGUGGACAGUAACCUCCCUGAAGCCACUAACCAGCUCCCAGGAUCAGCCAGAAAGGUUUCAGAGGAGAAAAGAUGCCGAUGUCUGGCUGAAGAAAUUAUCACCUUACAGACAUAGAAGAGAAGGGAUGGAGUCCUCUGGGCCUCUGAGGCUAGAGACAAUGGAGCUGGCCGAGGGUGUUUCACUCCUGGAUCCCCAGGCAGUCGACAGCAACUCUUUCAAAUUUAACCUUCCUGCUCCGUCUACCAAGCUGAGGCUGAUACAAAGUGACGCAGCUGUGCCACUGUUUUCAGUUCAACAGGUUACCACAGGUCCACCGCCUCAAGUCACCCCAUUGUUUCAGUCCAAGAACUGGGACAAUUGAUUAUAAAGAUGUGUGGAAAUGAAUUUGUCUGUAGUGGUAUUGGAGCAUUAUGUGCUGUAUGUGAACGAAAAUAAAAAAGAUCCUUUCAAUACAAGAUGAAGUGUGUCCGCUCCAGGCUAAGCUCUGAAAGACAAUUGGACAUGUUUUGAAAAGAUUCUGAAUAAUUGUUUUUCCUCCAUGUAUCUGUUAGAUAUUCUGCAUUUGCAAUAGAGUAGUGCGACAC
Molecule: messenger RNA, 1506 nt
Organism: Morone saxatilis (striped sea-bass)
Lineage: Eukaryota; Metazoa; Chordata; Actinopteri; Moronidae
Exons: 3
Coding region: 12-1283 (423 amino acids)
Source: RefSeq, a predicted model, not a curated record